CUUUCACGGUGUUUGACGUCAUUGCGAAGAGCCUGGUGUGUAUACUCUACUUCGUACGAGUCAUUCUUGAUGAUAUGUCAACGUACGAGUGUUCUGGCGAUCCGUGCCAAGUCGUCAACGGCACAAAACAAUCUUCAGGUUCAUCUAAGGUCAACUGGCAUGUGAUGUUAUGGGUCCAUCGUCCAAUGUGGCUGUGGGUCAUGCAAGUUGUCCUCUCUGUGAUAACGUUCGUCAAGGGUCUAUUAAAAAUUUAUGUCGCAAAGGGUAAUAGAAGUGAGCAGUUUCUACAAGCCAACUUCAUCCUGGAGGUGUUCAGCUCCGUCCCUUUUAUUGUGACACUGUGCUAUCCUCCGCUGCUACAGAACCUUUUUGUACCGUCAUUUCUAUCAUGUUGGCUUGUGAAGAAAGCUCUCGAUAGAUUACUGAAUGACCUGCAUCGUACUAGACAGCGAUUCCAGACUAUUUCUGUGACACUCUCUCAACAGUGUCUGAUUCUCAUCGCCACGCUUUUCUGUAUGAUCUUUACCACGAUCUGUGGUAUACAGCACAUCCAGCGAGCAAGUGCUGAGGUUCAACUCAACAUGUUCGACGCAGUGUAUUUUGUGAUAGUAACGUUCUCAACUGUGGGUUACGGGGACAUAUCGCCCGAUAUCUGGCCGUCACAAGUGUUCAUGAUCCUAAUGAUCUGUAUAGCAUUUGCCUUUAUUCCGAUGCAGAUCCAGAUGAUAGCCUCCACGAUUGCGGAGCGUAUGAAGUUUGGCAGUGAAUACAGUGAACGACGCGCGGCAGGGUGUAAACAUGUGGUCGUUGUCUCGCGUACCCUACAGACAGACACUGUCAUGGACUUCUUGCUCGAGUUUUAUGCUCAUCCAAAACUAGAGGAACAUGUUGUGGUCUUGAUGGCCUCGGAACUAAUGGAUGUGAACAUGCAAGUGAUCCUGAAGGACCCAAAAUGGUCGCAGCGCGUCGUGUACAUGCGGGGAUCCGUUCUCAAGGAUACAGACCUGAAACGGUGUCGUAUAGCCAGCGCAGAGGCCUGCUUUAUUCUCGCACCUCGUUACAUCAAAGACAGGACACAAGCUGACCAGCACACGAUAUUGAGGUCAUGGGCUGUGAAGGACUUUGCUCCAAAGUGUAAACAGUACAUCCAGCUUUUUAAACCGGAGAACAAAAUCCACGUCAAGUUUGCAGAACAUGUCGUUUGUGAAGAUGAAUUCAAAUACGCGUUAUUGGCGAACAACUGUUUGUAUCCUGGAUUAUCUACCCUUGUAUCGCUGCUGGUUCACACGUCUGGCGGAUUGUAUGGGAAAGGUUCGAUAGAAGGAACCAUUCGCAGUGACAUUGUUCGUAAAUAUCAUAUCAGUGAAGGCGAGCUGGCAACAGACCAAUGGCAGCAGACAUACGGUCGUCACUCUGGUAACGAGAUCUACCACAUACAGCUGGAGCGGAGUCUCUUUUUCAGCAGUUAUGUGGGAAAAUCUUUCACUACGGCUUCUGCUGAGGCGCAUCAGAGGUUUGGCAUAUCGCUUGUGGCCAUACUUGACACAACUGUUGACGAGCCUCAUCUCCAACUCAACCCCGGGCCCAGCUACAUACUCAAGGGCUCCGAUUUCUGUUUCUACAUGAGCGUGACCAAGGAGGAAUAUGCAAAAAUACAGCCGGACGCACUCAGGCAAGACGAUACCAAGUCUACACGAGCAAAAAAUAUGGAGCGAAUGGCAGCAGAACUUCAGCGGAUGUUGGACUCAGAGGAUGAAGAUGAGGAUUACGGUGAAGAAGAGAGCGUGUUCAACACCAUCACCAUACAACAGGGUUACGAGUUAGCUAACAGGGUGAAGAGGGCCACGUACACUACUGGGGAGAAGUCCGACUCUUCCUCAUCUCUUCCAUCACCUUCACCUUCACAGGACAUGCACCACCAGGCUGUGAUCAACAACUUCAAGAAAAGCCCCACCAAGUCACCAAAUGCCAAUGGAGACACGAAGGCAAAAUUCCACAUUGACCCAACUGACCAGUUUGACCAUAUAGAUGGCACAGGUCCUCCUGACCGCUCACAGGUCCUGGAACAAUACCUGGACAUGAACCAAGAUGAGUUUACCUCCCCUUCUCACAGUUAUGUGAGCAGUGAGGAUGAAGAUCCAUUUAAAAAGGAGAGAAUUCAACAAGUUCUUCCAAAUAAUGAUUUGUCUCCCUUUGAGUUUGUUACGGGGCCACCCCCUGUGACCCUCUAUGUUGGCUCAAAAAGGGCCAUCUGUCACCUGAUGAGGGAGCGGAGACCCCUGUGCUGCCUGGAGUGGGGCGUGAAAUGUUCGCACUGUACAUAUAAGAACACCAACGACGAACGCUGGACGAACCAGCUGAUCAUUCUUGCAGCAGAACACGCGUGUAAUGGCAUCUACAACUUUAUAGUGCCGUUGAGGUCACAAUUUAUCGGCAUGAAGUCGCUGUGUCCCAUAAUUCUUCUAUUGGAGGAAACGCCGGACGUAAUAUUUCAGGAAACAAUCUCAUAUUUCCCUCUUGUCUACUGGAUGCUGGGAUCUAUAUCGAGUGUGGAUGACCUAUUGAAGGCAGGAAUCAACAAAGCGUCACAUCUUGUGGUCGUAAACAAGGAGCAGAGUGAAAAUGAGAGCGAGGACACGCUGGCCGACUCCGAGACCAUUGUUGCCGUGCAAACCAUAUUCAAGCUGUUCCCGAAUGCCAACAUUAUUACGGAGCUAAACCAGGCAUCAAACAUGCGGUUCAUGCAUUUCCGCGCCCAUGACGAAUACUCACAGAAAAUCUCUGACCUAGAAAGGAAACUGAAGUCAAGCAUGACGUCAAACUUGAGCCAUAUAUUCCGUCUGCCAUUUGCUGCAGGCCAGGUGUUCAGUGCCAGUAUGUUAGACACACUGCUUUAUCAGACAUUUGUAAAAGGAUACCUCAUCACUUUUGUACGCCUUUUGCUUGGAAUUGACGCUGAGGAAAACUCUGGACAUCUCUCCAGUAUUCGAAUCAAGCGGACGACCCUUGCACGCUACCGCACAUACGGAGAACUAUACCACGCUCUGUGUACAACAACGGGAGAAGUCCCGAUUGCUCUGUACCGAACCGAUAACCAGUCAGCAAUCAAAUCAGCCAGUCCAACCUCUCCUACACCACCGAACAACAACACAGAGCAGGCCAAUGGCAAGAAGCUGACGCAUCACCGUGAGCCGAAGAAAGUGAACAGCCAGCUGAACAUUCAGAAACACUGGAAUACUCAGAAUCCGGAGCGCGAGGACAUCUCUGAUCUCAUACGGAACAGAAUGAAGAGUCUCGACCUCACUAUUGAUGACUACUGUUCUAUGGCAUAUAAGAAGAAUGACAUUUGUUAUGUGAUCCUUAACCCUUCCCCGAAGAGAAAACUACGCACUGGUGACCUUGUCUACGUGAUUCAGCCCAGCUCUAUGUACGCCAUUCCAAGUCGUAUCACCCGGCUAAAGCAAAACCGACGUAACUGGACACCUCCGUUAAAACGCUCUGGUUCCGACACAAACAUUACACUGAAAUUCCCAGACGAUGCCAACUUCAGUAGAGAUCGCACAAGCUCAUUGUCGGAUCGGAAACCUAAGAAAAGGUUUCACAUUGGAUCUGUUGAGAAUUGACUUUAAUAUUGCAGUUUCAGAUAUAGUUGGUUGUAUGAGUUAAAGUGUUGUUUAAUGUUGGUUUUCGAAGUUAUUGAUGUUCUUGUUAAAACUUAAAAAUAGUUUGUUUUAUUAUUUUAAGUGUUGUUAAUUGUUUGAUUACGGAAUAGUAGCUGUUGUGAGUGGCACUUAAGAUGUUAAUUAAAGGCAAAGCUCCUUGUAGUUUCAAAAAAUGAAGACGUUGUCAUGUAUUGGCUGUAUUUCAACUGUCAAUGAUUUAAAUAUAUGAGGCCCUCAUAGUUGAUAUAUCAGUGGUCACAGAUCAUUGCCAAUGCCUUUCAAACAAGUUAACUUACAAAAAUAUUUUACCAGGGGGCCUCACAACGUGUUCCGAAAUUAAGAUGAUGGACUUUGUGUAUCUAUCAGUGUAAACUAUGUCUACAACGUUAUAUUGGACAUAGAAGGUAACCCAAUCUCAGGAAGCUUUGCCUUACACCCAGACCUAAAGCUGUCCUCUACUUGCCUAGCUUUCAGACUGAAGAAAUUGAAAAAUUGGACUUGUAUAUUGAAUACAUGAAAUGUAGAAUUAGUCCUAAAAUAGCGGGGAGAGGGUGGUGAUAUAUUGUGAAAGUCACAUUUGAUGCAAUUUAAUUAUUUAUCAUUUUGCAUAGUAAGUUGUCAUGUUUAUGAAAUAGACUUGAGAUUAAAAUGAAUGUUUAUAACAUAAUACAUAAUAUUUUAACAAAGUGUGCAUACCAUUAUGUUCGUUGAAUCAAAAAUGGAUUCCCCUUAGAAAUUAGAGCAUUAUUUGCCCUUCAUUUUGCAAACCUUCAGUUUGUGGGCGUAUGUUUAAAAAUUGUCAAACUAUAGUCAUUUCAAGGAAAUAUAGCCAAGGUAUAGUCAGUUUCAAAAAAAUCAUGGUACAUGGUAUAGUCUGCUUCUGAAAACUUUGCUAAAAUAUAGUCAGUUUCAGGGGAAAAUGCCAGAGUAUACAUGUAUACCGUAGUCAGUUUUGGAAAAUAUUGCCAAGGUAUAGUCAGUUUCAAAAAGCAUUGUCAAGGUAAAGGUAGCUUCAAGGGAGUUUAUCCAGGUAUAACCAUAGCAUCUAGGUGUUGUCAGCAGUAUAAGUGUGCCAUUACCCUAAUUUUUGGCUAUGGCAUAACUGAAUAGAGUAGUUUACUGUACUUGCCCAACUUAGCAACUUUCCCAGUCCCAUUUUCUGUUUUUCUGUGCUUUAUAUAACCAUGUUCACUUCCUGCUGUGCUUGAUUUAUGUAUUUUAAUCAAUUGACCGAUUGCCUGUUUUAUCAACCUCAGGUUUGUGCCGGUGCAUGAAUCCAAGUUGACGUGUAAUAGCUCACCAGACAUUACCACCUCUAAGUUCUGAUGCGCAUUGUGGUAUACCAGUGCUUUCACUACCCUAGAAAACCACCAAAUUUUACAAACUGCUGCAAAGUAAACACAAAAUCUGGAUUUAAAAAGAAAAUGAGUAUGUCGCAAAGUGGUGAAAGGCUUUAUUUUACACUUUCCUUAUAUCACAAACAAUAAUUGAAUUUCACAAACUGCUGAUUUUAUGAAUUGCUUAUUGCACAAACUGCUGAUUUUAUAAAUUGCUUAUUUCACAAACUGCUGAUCUUAUGAAUUGCUAAUUUCACAAACUGAUGAUUUUAUGAAUUGCUAAUUUCACAAACUGCUGAUUUUAUUGUUCAGUGUUGUACAAACUGCUGCAAGGUUUUUGUCUUCGCAUCUGGAGAGUUUUACCUGAUUCCUAAGCUUCCUUUUCAAAAAGUAAUCCCUGUUGCGCUAGUAAAUUCAUAGACAUGGAAUCCAUUACCAUAAUAUCAAUUAUAAAUCUGCCAUUGAUAUAUAUUGCAAAAUAGGAUUGUCCGUAUUUUAGCUUUCUGAGUUCACAUCAAAACAAGUACAAUGUAUCUUUGCAGUGUUAGAUGAUGACAUCAGAGGAAAUAUUAAAAUUAAUAACAAUGUUGAAACUGCUCUUCUAAAUGAUUUUCGAUGCUUUUACUGUAGAAUUGUUUUUAUUUGAAACAGUACUGCUGCCGUGUUUGUCUUUGUAAUUCUGCUUUAAUUUAUUUUCUUUAGAUUCUCAGCUGCAUUUAAUCUUGUUUUUUUCUUGGCAAUUUGCAAGUUCUUCACGUGUCAUGGCUUAAACAUUGAAUAAAAAAAUACAAAUGCGAGAAUCUAGAUACAUGCUUGUUUGUUUGUAGUUUUCAUGUACAUUAGAAUUAUGAACCGUUUAUUGUGUAAAAGGGACCAAUGAUUUUUGACGGGACCAAAAGAUAUAUUUUACUGUGAUUAAUGUCUGUUACUGUUGAUAAGACAUAGUUGAUAACAUGUGUUUGUUAGCAUGGAUAACAUGUGUUAUUUGUUUGUUAAAUAUUGAUGUUUUCACAGUGCUCUGUGUUUGGUAUUAACUUUUAUGAUUAUGUAUGAGGUUUCCACUUUUUGUCAUAAAAUUGUAAAUAUCCCAGGAAUUUCAUAUCCUUCAUUUCAGGAAAAAAAUAUGUUGUAAUAUUUUUGGGCAUCAAAUAUGUUGUAAUAUUUUUGGGCAUCAAAUAUGUUGUAAUAUUUUUGGGCAUCAAAUAUGUUGUAAUAUUUUUGGGCAUCAAAUAUGUUGUAAUAUUUUUGGGCAUCAAAUAUGUUGUAAUAUUUUUGGGCAUCAAAUAUGUUGUAAUAUUUUUGGGCAUCAAAUAUAAAAUAUAAAUUUUAAGCAUUGAAAUGAUAUUCUCUGUUUAUAGGAGACUUAGUAAUUGUUUAUUAUGAAGCAGUAGGACUCGUUGAAGAUGUUCUCUUAAACUUUGACAAACAAGGAAUAUUUUUUCUGCUUACUAUUGUUGUGUUGUAAAUACUUGUUAGUGUAUAUUUUUUAAUUUGUUUAUGUUCGAAUUCGCCAUGUGUUCAUAUAUCCUUUAUUUUAAUUAUAUAUAUUUUCUGUAUGAUAUGAUAUGAUAUGUAUAUAUGUUAAGCGAUGUCACCAUGAUAACUGUGUCAGCACAUAUCGAACAAAAUCAAAUACCUCAGCUCCUACAUUUCUUGUAUCUUGGUCCAUCCUUAAAGAUUGUGUGUGUGUGCGUGCGUGCGUGCGUGCGUGCGUGCGUACGUGUGUGUGCUGUCAUCCUAAGACCUUUUCAAAGUUCAUGCAAUUUUAGACUUCUUUUUUAUUGAGUUGGGAAAUAGCCCUUGGAUUAAGCCAGGUUUGUUUAGUGUGAAGUUGUCACUGAGUCAUAAAAAAUAUUUUCUGAACUAAAAGUUUGAGUCUGGUCAUGUCAAACACAUUUUUUAAGGAUGGCCGAAGAUGUGUCUCUUGAUUUGUUUUCAGAAAUCUAAAAAAAAUUAUGAACUGUAAUUCUGCGAUGUUUUUGUCUUGUUUUGUGCAUUUAUAUUUGCUUCACUCAAUUUCAGAGUCACUAUCACCGGUCAGAGACUUACAACUCCCUGGGUUGUAACUAAAAAUUAAUCACAUUAAAUUAUUUAUAUUAUAAUUUCAAUGUGCGUUUAAUGGGAGUUUUCUUUUAAAGAAAAAUCUCUAUGGUUACUCAUUGUCGAAUCUCAUUUAGUUCAUGACUGCUGCAACAUAGUUUUCAUCAGGUGUAACGAAAACAGAUUGUUUUUUUCUGGUUUCCCCACCCGACUCUAAAUUUGCUUUAUUUUUCACUCAUUUUUGGUACAUGGUUUUGGGUAGGGCCUAAAAAACAACAACAUUUGUUUUGGGUUACUCGACCCUACCUACGAAACAGGCGCCGACCUUACUGUUUUUAUAGAUGGGGGGGGGGGGGGGUCAGUGAAAUCGGAAAGAAGCAAUUCUAUUUUUACUUUAUUGUAUUUAGAUUUAAAUAUUCAAUCAGAUUUUAAAUACUCUGUUUUAGAGGCCAAAUUAUGUAUCUUUGUUUAAAACAAAUACUUAUUGGCAUUAAACUAUAUUUAACAUGUAACAAGUGUUUAUGUUGAUUCAUCAAUACCAUAUUGUUUGGAAAGCUAUGAAAAGUCUGAUACAUUUCUCUCUUCUUAAAUAAGUGUUCAUGCCACAGUGAGGAAAAAAACAUUAUUUGAAAAAAAAAAAAAAGUUAGUACUACCUGUUUUAACCAAUAAUUUACAUAUUUUAUCAAUUUUACAACAAUACAUUAUUUGAAGGAAACACACGCAUAUAGACAGUUAUUUUGAUUGACUCCAUCAUUCAAAGCUCAUUGUCUUUUUGUCCUAGUAUAACAAUAUUAUGGUAUAUUUCAAUUAUCACAUACAUGUAUUGCGUUUUACUCAGAAGAUGUUUAGUGCCACAAUCUAUAGGCAUUUGUGUAGCAUAUAGUAGACAUUAUUUUGGCAUUGUUUAGUGGAUGCCUACAUUCUGUACUGAGAAUUCUGUUAUGUGUAACACAAGUUAUAACCUAAACUGAAGAUUGAAUAACCACUCAACCUAUCAACAUAUAGUGAUUUUAUUUUUUAUAAUAGAUCUAUGGGACUUUUUUGCACAAAGAUAUUGGUUGAAACCAUGGUAAGUUUAAAAUUUAGAUAUGCGAACCUAUGCAUUGGCAUUUGCAGCCUGUGUUGAGGGACAUAGCCAACUUUCAGUGACAACACUAAAUAAUUUGUAUGCUCUGUGCAAGACUGCUGAUUACAUCCAUGUUGUGCCAAGUCCUCAAAUUAUGAAGUUGGCCAAAAGAAGGUUACUUUUUACAUGACUGUAAAUCUUAAUAUUUUAAGCGCUUCAAUAAUAAAAAAUGCCUAAUUCCACUAUAAUUCCUCAAAUUCACCAUAAGCACUAAAUAAAAUUUGUUUUUAAAGGAAAAUGUGUAAAUUUAGCCAUUUAAGUUGAACAAAAAUAAAAUCAUUAUUUUACAGAAGAGAAGUUCACCAUAAUUAUACUGCAUUGUCAUGAGUUCGCCCCUUUUAAGGAUAAAAUCCCCCUUCAAUCCAUGUUUAAUCCUCCUUCUUGAACAAUCUACAUGUAUGUUCCAAAUAAUGGUUGUUUUGAAGUACAAAAUGGCCUUCCUGCUCAAUUUGUUCUUAUCAGUGGCUGUUUUAAAUUACAUAAUCGUUUAAACACACACUAUAGUCCCACCAGUGGCUGUUUAAAUUACAUGUAUAUAAUCCCUUAUAAAGCACAAUCUAUGUACAAUCCUAUGGUUGUUUUUAUGUAUAAAGCCUCUAUUCAAGCUCAAUCUUUUCCUACCAUUGAAUGGCUGUUUUGAAGGUUCAAUUUUUUUCCCACCAAUGGCUGUUUUGAAUCCCCCUUUAAGCACAACCUAUCUUCCAAACCAAUGGUUGUUUUGAAGUACAAAAUCCCUCUUUAAACUCAAUCUAUGUUUCAAUCAAUGACUGUAUUCGCCUGAACUAAAGUGUUGGUUUUUUUGCUUUAUUUGUAUCAAAGGGAAUCUUUUCAGGUAAAAUCACAUUCCUUUUUGUUUAAAUGCUAUAGCUGUUUACUCGUGGAUGCACUACAUACAUGUACAAUGUUCUGUUUCUUGGUUAUUUUAGUUUUGUUUCAGGUACAUUUUUUAUUCACGUAUUUUGAUGGUUUUAGUUUUUUGGUUAUCUGUAUGCCUCGUUCUAUUGGUAAUAUGUAUGUUUCUUAAGAGUUUCGAAUAUAUUCUUGCCAUGCAUUUCAAGUCAGCAUUUAGUUAUGUAUUUUCAACUUAUGGAAAGUCGCAUUUGAGUUUUACUAUUUACUUUACAGCGGUUACUUCCUUUUGUCAUACAGUACACUGCCACUACGCAUGUCAUGUGAUAAUGAUCAAUAUCAUGUGACGUCAUGCAAACAGUUAAGAUUUGCGUUCGUUGAAGUUAUUUUUUGUGUGUUUUUACUAAUUUUUAAAACAAUUUUAUUUAAAGGAACUUUACUUCAAUAGUGCAUAAAAUUUAAUAUGUGUAAAAAAAACUUCCCCAAAAGUAUAUACUGUAGCUGAAAUCCAUCUAUUUUCGUAGUGGCGGCAGAGGUUAUCUGGUCAUCAAGGGAGAUCACUGCGUAGGUGAUUGCAUAGUACUAACACACGUUUUUGUGUAAUCUGGGGCCAAUAAUACUCCCAGGUGUAAUAAACUACUUCAAGGUUAUUAAUUGUUUAUGUCCAAUUUUUAAGGUUCAUGAUUUUGAUAGUUGAAAAAUAUCACUGUAUCUUGCACAUAUAUGUGAUUUCACAGUAAUCAAGAUACCUUGAUUAUGAAUAAGUACAGUACUAAUAUUUUAUAUUUUUAAAACAUUUGUCAUUUAAAGGUGUUGUUUAUUGUCAAUGUACACUUAAAGUGUUGUUGUCAACACAAUUGUAUCAUAUAUUGUUAAAUAGAAUAAAAUGAUGUGACCAUGUCA
Messenger RNA from Mya arenaria, 9918 nucleotides. Its product is annotated as potassium channel subfamily T member 2-like. Gene Ontology annotation, biological process: potassium ion transport. Bases 75 to 3623 code for a protein of 1182 amino acids. Gene Ontology annotation, cellular component: membrane. The record is from RefSeq and is a predicted model, not a curated record. NCBI's taxonomy places the organism in Eukaryota, Metazoa, Mollusca, Bivalvia, Myida, Myidae. Gene Ontology annotation, molecular function: intracellular sodium-activated potassium channel activity. The transcript has 30 exons.